Alnus glutinosa is the source of this 1543-nucleotide messenger RNA. RefSeq names its product F-box protein At3g07870. Gene Ontology annotation, molecular function: protein binding. The coding region runs from base 114 to 1340 and encodes 408 amino acids. Lineage: Eukaryota; Viridiplantae; Streptophyta; Magnoliopsida; Fagales; Betulaceae. The transcript has a single exon. The record is from RefSeq and is a predicted model, not a curated record.
UUGACUAUUAAUUUGAUCACACCGAAGUCUACCACUUUUAAUCUUCGGUUUCCUUUUGCAGGCCUUCUUAAUUCCUUGAGCUACUUUCCUCUUUCUUCUCCAUCGUUUGUGUCAUGGAGUUGGUCUUUGAGAAAGAGGGUGAAAGAAAGAGGAGAAAGGUGGAUGAUGAAGAACACCCAGAAAGCAGACUGGAAAGCCUCCCUCGGGAAAUCAUCCUUGAUAUUCUUUCAGGGCUUCCCAUAUCAUCUUUGGUUCAGUUCAAGUCUGUAUGCAGAGCUUGGCGCAAGUUAGCAAGAGAUCCUGAUCUUGUUAACAUACAUAGCACACGAAUGGCUGAAAGCAAUCCAUGCCUCAUAUUCCACUGCGAUAAUCCCAUCAGAAACCAGCUCUACUUUGUAGAACUCCCUGCCUGCGACGACAAGAAGGAAAAGGUGAAAAUGUUUGAUGUGCCUUUUUGGGCUGCAAUGUCUGAGUUUGAUGUGGUAGGCUCAUGUAAUGGCUUACUAUGCUUAUCUGAUGCAUUAUAUAAUGAUGCACUAUACAUAUAUAACCCUUUUUCCAGGAAGUACCAAGAGCUGCCCAAGUCCAUGCAGUAUUUGCAUCAAGAACUGGUUUUUGGAUUCGGAUUUCAUCCCACAACCAUGGAAUACAAGGUGGUUAAGAUAAUCUAUUACAAAAAUUCCAAUCGGUGCUACCGGCGUACUUUCAGAAUCACUAACAUGAAUUCAGAGGUUCAAAUUUUCACUCUGGGUAGCUCAACCUGGAGAAGUGUGGGAAAGGCAGCUCACCACCUUCUUCAGGGGCCAUCACAGGUCCUAGUUAAUGGAAGACUCCAUUGGGUUACUUGGCCUCGAAGAUACAAAAGGCGCAGCAUCAUCUCGUUUGACUUAGCCGACGACCAAUUUCAGGAGGUCCCAACACCAGAUUGCUAUACUCUAAACAGGCGGAAGUAUCAUCUGGUGGUUCUGGGAGGUUGUCUUGCUGCUGCAGUUUUCAGCAACUUUGGGAAAUUGGAGAUAUGGGUGAUGAGAGAGUAUGGUGUGAAGGAGUCUUGGAUCAAGAAAUUCAACAUAGGAUCCUAUGUGCCUAGGGGAUUUGAGAGAAAUGUGAACCAAUCCUUCAAGAUUUCAAAGAUCAUUUCCAAAGGAAGAUUUGUUCGAGUUCUAUGCCUCUUGCAGAACGGUGAGAUCUUGUUGGAGUACAAGAGCAGAGCUCUGGUCUCCUAUGACCCAAAAAGUGGAAAGUUUAAAGACCUCAUGUUUCAGGGAAUACCAAAGUGGUUUCAAGCAGUUGUUCAUGUGGGUAGCCUCAGCUGGAUUGACACCAUCAUUGAUGCCUGAAGCCCUCCAAAAUGGUAAAGUGGGUGCUUCUUUCCCAGUGAUCAGUUUGCUUACUGAAUUCAAUCAUAUGUUUUCCUGUUUAUUUGCAUGUCUCAAAGGUCUGUGGUUGUGAACAUCUGCAUGUGCCAUCAGAUGCUCCACCAUUGUAAAACCUAGGCAUAAGUUACUGGAAAUUGAAAUGUCUUCCUUGUGCUUUUUAUGAA